AUGGACCACCUCGUAAACGUGGUGUGUGGAGGAUUCGCGGGCUUCGUGGCAGACGCGCUGCUGUAUCCGCUCGACACGCUGAAGACCCGCAGCCAGUUGACGCGUAACCUCCAGGUUGAGCGUCGUCAUAUGCAACGUCUCCCACGCUAUCGCUCGCUGUACACUGGCUUCUUCGUUCUAGCGCUGGGCGACGUCCCGUCAAGCGCUGUGUUUUACGGCAUCUACGAAUUCACCAAGGAGGUGCUGUCUGAUCGCAACAUCAGUGAGUUCCCGCUAGAGCUGCGGCAUGCGGUUGCAGGCUUGGGAGAUGAGGGCACAAAGCUGCCGCUUCCCCUGGUUCACCUGGCUGGGUCGUCGUGCGGCCAAUUCUGCUCGCUGUUGAUACGGAACCCGUUUGAAGUCAUAAAGCAGCAGAUGCAGGCUGGUCUACACCCCACUUCCUACGCCACGUUCCAGUCCAUCCGCCGUGCUCAGGGGUACCGUGGCUUGUAUGCCGGCUUCUUCCCGACUCUGAUGCGCGAGGUGCCCUUCGACGGGAUACAGUUCAUGCUGUGGGAGCGCUUGAAGACACUUGAGUCAGCGAAAAGUUCAGUUUUGCGCAUUUGGCCCAUGGGGGGUUGCGCGGGAAUCGCAACGGUGCCGCUGGACGUGGUGAAGACGCGGCUCAUGACGCAGGGCUCGUCACGUAUGUAUUCGUCCGCGACCGACUGCGUAUGUCGCAUAGUACGGGAGGAAGGUCUGCGCGCCCUGUUCUCCGGCAUGUGGAUUCGAACGGCGUGGAUAACCCUCGGCGGCUUCAUCUUUUUUGCGAGUCUGGAGCUGGGUAAGCUAAAGGUGCGACCCCUGUUUCGGCCUGGCGAGGAUGCGUCGCUGCCUCAGGCGCCGCGCGCCCAUGCGGCAUAG
Molecule: messenger RNA, 903 nt
Organism: Babesia bigemina
Lineage: Eukaryota; Apicomplexa; Aconoidasida; Piroplasmida; Babesiidae
Product: -Mitochondrial substrate carrier family protein W
Exons: 5
Coding region: 1-903 (300 amino acids)
Biological process (GO): transmembrane transport
Cellular component (GO): mitochondrial inner membrane
Molecular function (GO): S-adenosyl-L-methionine transmembrane transporter activity
Source: RefSeq, a predicted model, not a curated record